AUGUCUGGAGGACACGACGAGUUGAAGCUUAACUCUGAUGAUGCUUUCAAGCUCUUGGCUUGCGAAUCGCACAUCGGUACCACUCAAGUCGACUACCAAAGCGAACAAUACGUUUACAAGAGACGUGCUGAUGGUAAGGCUUUGUUUUUACAUUGUUUUGGCUUUUAGGUAUAUUUGUGAACAGUGUUUUGCCGGACCCGUCCGGUCCGGACCGAAAAAAAAGUUCCGGACCGGUCCGGAAAAAAAUUUUUUUUUUACAUGUUUUUAAGAGUUUUUAAACGUAAAGAAAGCAGUUUUAGCGCUCCUGGCUCUUUUUUAAAAAUAAAAAAAAAUUUUCCGGACCGAAAAAAAUUCUCAUCCGGACCGGUCCGGCAAAACACUGUUUGUGAAGACUGUAGCGAAGAAUUGAAUAAUUUUGAGAGCUCUAAACUUUAAAAUCUUAAUUUAUAUUAACAUUUUGUUAUGAUUAAUAUUUUUUUAGUUUUUGGAGGGGUCUUCAGGAUUUUAAUUUUCAUAAAGUUGAUUUUUUAGGUACCUUAUUAAAUUCUAUUGUUGAUUACAAUAUUUUUGUUAUUUUAGGUACCUACUUGAUCAACGUUGCCAAGACCUGGGAGAAGCUGUUGUUGGCCGCUCGUGCCAUCGCUGCCGUCGAAAACCCAGCCGAUGUGUGCGUCGUAUCGUCUCGCGAAUACGCUCAACGUGCUUUGCUGAAGUACGCUGCUCACACUGGAGCUACACCAAUCUUCGGCCGUUUCGUUCCCGGUUCUUUGACCAAUCAGAUCCAAAAGAACUUCCGUGAGCCACGUCUCAUCGUUGUCUCCGACCCACGUCUGGACCAUCAAGCUAUCACUGAAGCUUCGUAUGUCAACAUCCCAGUCAUUGCCUUCACCAACUCUGACUCGCCAUUGAAGCACGUCGAUAUUGCUAUCCCAUGCAACAACAAGGUAGAUUUUUUGUUUUAAGUUUUCUUUUGAGGUUUUAAGUAUGGUAAAUAAUGUUUUAUUAUGGUUUUUACCGGUUUGAAUAUGAAAAAGGACAAAAUUGUGGCUGUUUUCUUAUUUAUGUUUGAAACUCUUCAAUAACUAUAGCAACAGUAAGCUUUUGAUUUAUGGAACGUUUAAUUUAUUGCCUUCUGUUAGCUGAAAAUUCAAAUAUAAUAGUAUGGCAUGGGAUACUUAGAAUCUAAUUUAUAUUAUAAUUGGUCUAUUUGAAAUCUUAAUUUGGCUUUUUUAGGGUAUCCAAUCCACCGGUCUUUUGUGGUGGUUCUUGGCCCGUGAGGUUCUCCAACUCCGCGGCAAGAUCUCUCGCUCUACCGGAUUCGUGUUGGAAGACAAGCUCAUCAUGCCUGACUUGUACUUCUACCGUGACCCAGAAGAGACCAAGAAGGAGGAGGCUGGUGAGACCACCGAGGACAAGCGUGACGUUUUCGAUGCUGGAAACACAAGACAAGAGGACUUCACCACCGGAAUCCCCGGCACCGAGCCAAUGAAGAUUGACUUCAAAUUCCAACAGAUCGACGAUUGGGCCGCCGCUUCAUCAGACCAGCCACAAGGUCAAGGAGAACAAGCCGCCACCACCGAAUGGGGAGCUUCCGGCAGCGGCUGGAACUAA
This is a messenger RNA of Bursaphelenchus okinawaensis, 1611 nucleotides long. The record is from the annotation of a GenBank genome assembly. Lineage: Eukaryota; Metazoa; Nematoda; Chromadorea; Rhabditida; Aphelenchoididae.